Messenger RNA from Oncorhynchus nerka (sockeye salmon), 2274 nucleotides. RefSeq lists its product as uncharacterized. The coding region runs from base 280 to 2274 and encodes 664 amino acids. The transcript is spliced from 3 exons. The record is from RefSeq and is a predicted model, not a curated record. NCBI's taxonomy places the organism in Eukaryota, Metazoa, Chordata, Actinopteri, Salmoniformes, Salmonidae.
AACGGAAACUGUUUACAGUUUAAAAUAAUUUAACAGCACCAGACUAGACUACAUCGGGUGCAAACAGAGCAAGCGGAACAAACGGGGAAGGACCUACCUGAAUCUGUCCAAUAGAAAGUCUCGUUUUCGUAAAAAAAAAACUUUUCAGUUUGGAGUAAACUGUUUCUGUUGUAACAGACGAAAAGUUUUGCAACAGAAUUGCCGAAAUUAAUACACCCCUGUUUAAACGCUUGCAGUCUCGCACUAAAUACGACACAUUGCGCGGAUAAUUUCUUAAAAAUGGAUACCGGUGCUCAUGCCACAUCUUUCCAUGUCUGGCAAUAUAGACAACAUUUCAUUUUCAAGGAAUUAAGAGAAAAAAAUAUGACCGUCCAGGGUGUUCUAUGCAAACCCAAAAUCCGCAUGUUGUCUACCUCCAAGAACUCGACAUCAAAUCUGAAGAAACAUUUAGAGAGAAAGCAUGCAAUCAUGUAUCUGAAGUCGCCUAAAGGUGAGAUGGAUGGACCUAAGUCUCCUAAGGAGCCACGCUACAAGAAAUCCAAGCUGGAAAACCUUGUCAAUCAAAUGACGUCACAGCCUAAAGUGAACACCCUGGUCUUCAACUUUAUGGUGGAAAAUGUCCAGUUGCUGUCUGUCUUGGAACAGCCUGCUUUCAGGAAGUUGAUUGAGGGCUUAAGUGGAGGGAAGAUGUCCAUGACCCGAAAUACUUUUAUCAAUGGAAUUAUGAUGGCAUACUCCAAAAUGAAGGAGGAACUAAAGGAAAUGCUGGACAGUGUACAAUCUGUGUGCACUACAGCUGAUAUCUGGUCAGCUCACAACAGAAGCUACAUUGGGAUGACAUGUCAUUGGAUUGAGAAGAAUGAGCUGGAGAGGAAGUCUGCUGCACUUGCCUGUGCCAGAAUACGGGGCUCGCAUACAUUUGAAACAAUUGCAGCCAAAAUACACGAGAUUCAUUUGGCUUACAAUAUUGAAAACAAACUUCAGGCUACAGUCACUGAUAAUGGCAGCAACUUUGUCAAAGUCUUCAAAGAGUUUUCAAAGGGGGACAAUGAAAACUAUGAAGAUGACAUUGUUGAAUUUCAGGACGUGGGCACCAUACUUGACGGAGCAGAUGAGGCCAUGCACCUCUUUCUGCUGCCGCACCAGAGAUGUGCAUCGCACGCAUUGAAUCUGAUUGCCUCCCACGAUCUAGUGCAAGUUCUAUCACGGGGAGAAACUGCCCAAGUGUACUGCAGCGCAAUGGCCAAAUGUUUUGCCAUAUGGAACAGCGUCCACCAAUCCCCAUUGGCUAUAGCAGCAGUGGAGGACAUAGAGAAAAUGAAAUUGACUGCUCCUUGUGUGAGUCGCUGGAUUUCUGAAUACUCUGCAGUGGAAAAGAUGGUCUCUCUCCCUGAAACAAAACUAAUGGAUGUUUGCAACAGCUUUGGGGUCCCAAGACUGCUAUCUUAUGAGAUAGCAUUUUUAAAAGAAUACAUACAUGUCUUCAAGCCACUUGCUUUUGCACUGGAACUCUUCCAAGGAGAGCAAAAAUGUUUUCUUGGACUGGUCAUACCUACGGUACUCACAUUGAAGAAAAAGCUAUGUGAGAAGAAAACUCUUGCGCUCUAUCUCUUGGACGUCAUCAACCCUGUUCUAGACGCAAUAGAUUCCCGUUUCAAACAGCUCUUUGCCAGUCUGGAUGCAAAAAUGGCAACAGCAACUACACCACAAUUCCGUUUGUGGUGGCUACCAGAAGCUGAGAGAGAAGACAUGCAUUUGAUGCUGGUGGCUGAGGCAACCCGAUUGGAGCCGACUGGUGGUGCGCCAAUCAGCAGCGACAACGUGCAGUCAGAAGACGAAUUCUUUAGUUUCGGGCCUGGGACUGGCAACAGUGACACAGAAGAGGAAGUCCGGAGGUACCUCGAGGGAACCAGCAAAAGUCUCAGUUGCCUGAAAUACUUCCAGAGAGUGAGAAAGCUGUUCCUCAAAUUCAAUGCCAUCCUACCCUCAAGUGUUCUUGUGGAGCGCCUCUUCAGUCAUAACGGGAACAUUCUCACCCCUAAAAGGAAUGGUUUGACUGAUGAUCAGUUUGAGCAAAAGUUCUCCUUUUGCGGUACAACAGCAAAAUAUGCACUCUGGACAAAAUAUUCCCUGAGUAAAAAUGUAAAGGGAUUUUUUUCACAGAUCAUGUAUCAGGCAAAGGAGGAUUGCCAGAAGAGGACUGGCCACCCCACACCGUGCUUUUACAGCCUGGUUCCUAAGCACUUGGAGGACAGGCUCAUUGUAAGGGCUUGA